This is a messenger RNA of Alligator sinensis (Chinese alligator), 3544 nucleotides long. RefSeq names its product potassium voltage-gated channel subfamily J member 16 (gene KCNJ16). Lineage: Eukaryota; Metazoa; Chordata; Crocodylia; Alligatoridae. The record is from RefSeq and is a predicted model, not a curated record. The transcript is spliced from 3 exons. Gene Ontology annotation, cellular component: plasma membrane. The coding region runs from base 146 to 1420 and encodes 424 amino acids. Gene Ontology annotation, biological process: regulation of monoatomic ion transmembrane transport; potassium ion import across plasma membrane. Gene Ontology annotation, molecular function: inward rectifier potassium channel activity.
GCACCUCGAUGCCCACAGUAGUGCAGCUGCAGACACUCAAAUAACUUGCUCUUGGAAGAGUGAACAAAGAUUUCAAAUGAGGCGAGAAAACGAUUAGCUACUGAACCAUUAAUGACUCUUUCAAGCUGAUGCUGGCGGAGCCAACAUGAAGAUGACUGAGCACAGCAGCGGUCACAAUAGGCUUGUCAGCCUCCAAGGAAAUAAGCUCAAUUGCCAAAAUGCUUGCAAAGAAAGCACUGGAGCAGGGAUGAAAAGAAUGCAGAAGCGAUUUCUCCACAAGGAUGGGAGCUGCAACGUGUAUUUCAAACACAUCUUUGGGGAAUGGGAGAGCUACAUGGUCGACAUUUUCACCACAUUAGUGGACAUCAAGUGGCGCCACAUGUUCGUGAUCUUCUCUUUGUCCUACAUCCUUUCGUGGCUGUUCUUUGGCUUGGUCUUUUGGCUGAUAGCCCUCCAACACGGAGAUUUAUUGCAUAAUGCAGACAUCAACCCUUGCGUUGCUAAUGUCCACAGCUUCACAGGAGCAUUUUUAUUCUCUCUCGAAACCCAAACUACCAUAGGUUAUGGCUUCCGCUGUGUCACUGAAGAGUGCUCUGUAGCCAUCCUCAUGGUGAUCCUACAGUCAGUAUUAAGCUGUAUUAUUGACACAUUCAUAAUUGGAGCUGCUUUGGCUAAAAUGGCGACAGCUCGAAAAAGAGCUCAGACUAUCCGUUUCAGCUACUAUGCUGUUGUAGGCUUAAGAGAUGACAAGCUUUGCCUCAUGUGGCGGAUAGGUGAUUUUCGGCCAAACCAUAUGGUCGAAGGCACAGUGAGAGCUCAGCUCCUGCGCUACAAGGAAGAUAACGAAGGGCGAAUGUCGAUGGAAUACAAGGACUUGAAGUUAUUAAACGACCAGAUUAUACUCAUUACACCAGUGACCAUUGUACAUGAGAUCGACCGUGAGAGUCCUUUGUAUGGUUUGGAUCGGAAAGCUUUGGCUAGGGACAGCUUCGAAAUCCUGGUUACGUUUGUCUACACGGGAGAUUCCACUGGAACGUCGCACCAGUCGAGGAGUUCCUAUGUCCCUCGAGAAAUUCUCUGGGGCCAUAGGUUCAAUGAUGUCUUACAGGUGAAGAACAAAUACUACAGAGUAGACUGCCUACAGUUUGAAGAAACCACGGAGGUUUAUGCCCCGUAUUGCAGUGCAAAGCAACUGGACAGGAAGGAACAAGAAUGGAACAGGACUGAGAAAACGCUGGAGAAAGAAACAGGUUCAUCAACCCUGAAAGUCAAGGAGAAAUCAUUUAGUGCCGUUGCCCUGAUUAGCAAUUUUGAAGAACUAGACGACCCCAGGGAAGCUGUCAAGCAAGCUUCGACCAAAAUACCGUAUCAGAAAACUUCAGUGACCCUAAGUAGACGCUCAUUGGAGUCUCAGAUCUAGCUGUUCACUGCAAUUAAAGUUACUGCCAUCAAGUUUUCCUGAAAGCAUCCCUGAGACAUCAAGCUCAUUCACAAGUAUAAUCACACAGAAUUAAUUCUAACAGUAUGCGACUGCAGUGUAGACAAACACUGAAUAUAGUCAUCCAGUGUGACACGUGCCCUGUAGUCCCAAUUGUCAGUGCUGCCUAAUUGAUUUAUAAGCUGACUUCCCAAUUAAUUGGGAAUUGGGUACCCAUAUUUUAUGUGGGGCCUAGAAAGCUCCAUACAAUUCUUUCCAAUAAAUAAUGAGAAUACCCCUUCAAUUUGAAUUGUGCAUUUCAAUUUUGAAUUAUUUUUUUCUUUUUUUCUUUUUCUUUUUACAGAUUUUUAAUUUUUUUAAUUGGUAUAGUAAGGUUGGAGUGCUGUUGUAGCCAGGAUAGUCGAGAAAAUGUCAAGAGGCAAGGCUUUUUUUGUGCUAUCUUUCACUGAGCCAACUGUAUCAUUGGGAGAGCUGUUGGACGAGCUUUUGGGCACGCGACCUGGGGAAGGGCACUUGGUGCCCAAAAGGUGUGCAGCAGGUCUCUUAACAACAGGUGGUCCAAUAAAAGAUUUCACAAAAAAGAUCUUUUUUCAGUUGAUAUACAGAGUGAUAGGAAGUUUAGAAAAUUCUAAUUUUUGGUGGCCAAAAUAUUUUGCAGUAAUCAAUUCAUUUAUAGUAAAAUCAGUCAGGACUCAUAGCAGAGAAUCUCUUUUUAGACCAACAAGAUUUUUGGAAAAAAAAAAAAUCUUUACGGCUACAACCUGGAUACCUUUCAUUUAUAGUGAUUUUUCUUUUUGUAACCAGCCCUAAUGAAAAUAUUCAGAAGGAAAAUUUUAUAAAAGGUUCUGAAACCAUCUAAAGACUAAUUUGUGUUCUUUAGUGACAAAAUUAAAAGGUUUCCAGGUCAAUCUGCAAAAAGAAAAAUGGGCUAAAUUUGUCAAAUAUUGCAUUAAAGCUUGUUGGAGAAAUUGUGGCUGGAUCUGUAAUUCAUUGCAAUAUUUUAUCCUUUGUGAUGUCUUUGAGAAAUCAAAAUUGAAAUAAAAAUCAAUGAAUUCAUAUUGGUGACGCUGGAGGAAAUAAAUCCAGAAAACAUUGAAGUGAAACCUUUUGACAUUUAGGACACAAAGAUUUAAUGUUUCAAGCCAAAAUGACUUGCAUUUCAAAACUUCUUUCUAUUUUUAUAGUAUUAUAUAUCAUCAUAAUUUUUAACAGGUCAACUUUUAAACAAAACUUUUGAUCUUGUCCAAAUGAAACCUCCCGAUCCUCUUCAAGAUGAUUUUUUGUAAUUACUUAACCGAAUAUUUCAAAAUAUUCAGUGUUCUGUCCCCUUCAGAAUGAAAUCAAAUUUGAAAUCCUCCGUGGCUUUCAUCCUCCGCACAGCUGUACUAGUAUUCAAUGUGCAAUAGUUUUCAAUGUGCCUUUAGUGUCAGGAUAAUGAAUACAAUUUAAUAAAGUCUUAUUUAUUCUGUGAACUUCAAACAAUCACCUUUCUGUAUGCAAUCUUUGGUUGCCUGCUCCCUUAUAGUUUUAUCACUGAUAGGAUUAUACUGUUGUAUACUGAAAAAUAAGUUGGAUGCUGAAAACAAGCUUCUGAUUCAUAAUGGUACCAUUCAUGGGAGUGAGUCAAGACUCAUAAUAUCCACAAGGAUGUUGUAUUCUGGGAAGAAUAUCUGUUACAUAAAUUAGCAUUGCUGUCCUGCUUUUGCUAUUUGUUCCCCCUAUGCAUUCUGGAUCUUAUUCUGAACCUUUAAUAGUGGCCCUCACUACUGCAUUGACAUGUCCAGGGGAGAUGUGCCCGUUCGUGGUAGGCUUAUAAACAGAAGCAAAUGGAUGAAAACACACACUCUGUAUCUGGGAAUACGACAGGAUAUUAGAUGAACCACUGGUCUGGACCAAUCUGGCAAUUCCUAUAGUAUUUUAUGGCAUUCAUAUUUUUAUUCCAUUUAUGAGAAUAUAAAGCUGAGGUACGAUAAAGUGUGGCAAUGCAUUCAGUGAUGUUGUAUGAAUGAAGACAUGGCAAUAAACAGCAUGUUACUGCCCUAUAUCUUGUGAUGGUCCAUUAUCCCCUUCAUCCCUUCUGCGUCACAGCCUUUUAACUUCCAUACC